Messenger RNA from Neodiprion virginianus, 2823 nucleotides. It is a transcript of the gene Mpv17, whose product is annotated as protein Mpv17. The transcript has 4 exons. The coding region runs from base 818 to 1375 and encodes 185 amino acids. NCBI's taxonomy places the organism in Eukaryota, Metazoa, Arthropoda, Insecta, Hymenoptera, Diprionidae. Gene Ontology annotation, cellular component: membrane; cytoplasm. The record is from RefSeq and is a predicted model, not a curated record.
AAUCGCCACCUCUAAAUAUCAAUAUUAAGAGCUCAUAUUUUACCGAGGUCAUUUUUGAGGGACACUUGGAAGAUUUUUCAAUGUUCUUUGAAAAAAAAAAAAGUCGGUUUUUUUGACACACUCUACUGUAUAUUAAUCUCCGCAAGUGAAUUUGAUGUAUUUAAUGUUGUAUUCGCACAAAUUGUCCUAUUACACUGAUUACUGCUCAGAAGCAUAUUGUGAAGCCUUUUUUCUUCAGAUAUCUAAUUACUGAGUCAACGUACAUUCGUGAAAAUGUUUUUAAAAAAUCAAUAAAUUUAUACGUAUAAUAUCUGUACCUAAUAAAUUUACACCAUUAAACACCAUCAGUAAUUUAUACAUCACAGUGAAAUUUUUUUCUGCAAUUGAAGAAACUGAUUGGUACUUGAAAGUGUAUCUCAAUUUAGAACUUCUUUCACAAUAUCAGAAAAUGUGAUAUGUGGACUAAGCUCUAUGAAACAUAGUAAUACUUGUAUUGAUGCUAAAAUACACUGGACAUUAUAGCUUUCCUAUAUAAUUGUCGUUUUAUUCGAAGGAUAAAUUUCAACUCAUUGUCAAGCUGUUAUUAAAUUUGUUCCUUCGAUUAUUUUUCCAAUUUACUAUUUUCAAACGAUUGUCGCUUGAUUCGUACACGCGAACUAACUUUGAAGCUAUAAAAAAUGCCUUAUGCUUAAGAUAGAAUAUCUAUUUAAAAUACACUUUAAAUGCUAUCAUAGCGACUGACAAUGAGCACGUGGUUAUAUAAUACAUAACCUCAAAUUGUACCGAGUUUCUAACAGCGUGUAUAGGUACUGUGACAAUGAGUAGUAUGUUUAAACUGUAUCAAAAACUCUUACGGAAGUAUCCAUUAUGUGUCCAAUCGGUUCAAGCUGGCAUAUUAAUGGGGACGGGUGAUCAAAUAGCUCAAAAUUUUGUUGAACGUCGAAAGAUUGAGGAUCUGAAUUUCAUGCGCAGUGCACAGUUUGCCUGCAUUGGCUGUUGUUUGGCGGGUCCUGCAACAAAAACAUGGUACGGAAUUUUGGAAAGGUACAUUGGAUCGAAAAAUUCAGUGGCAGCAUUUAAAAAAGUUCUUUUAGACCAAGGCUGUUUUGCACCAGCUUUUGUAGCAGUAUUGCUAACAGUCAUUGCUACGAUGCAAGGAAACGAUAUUGAAGGAGUUAAGAAAAAAGUGAAAGCUGAUUACAAGGAUGUACUGUGCAAUAAUUACAAGCUGUGGCCAAUGGUUCAAUUAGCAAACUUUUAUUUCGUUCGACUGGAGUAUCAAGUGUUGGUUGUACAGACAGUCGCUCUCUUCUGGAACACCUAUAUAUCUUACAGGACAAACAGGGAUGUUGAGCGUACUCAUAAAAAUGUAUAAUUAUAUUGAAUGGUAUAUCGAAAAAAUAAUACGGGUCUUGCCAUGUCGUCAUUCUCAAGUAUCAAGUAUUGUUGACCAUUUACUACAAGGAAAGUAUGAAGGUGAUUUUUAAUAUAAAUAUUAUGGAUCUGAAAUCUUAAAAAUCAAGAGCCCCAUAUGGACAUCUCAGGUAUUUAACAAGAAUAAUUAAAAAUUAUCUUAGAACCAGCACCUGAUACGAUUUUCUUUUUGUUUCAUUUAUGUUUCAACCAUAAAGAUAUAUAACGCGAAUAAUGUAAAAGAUAAAUGGAUCUAUGUUUGCCAUUAAUGAGUUCAAAAAAUUCGUGUCAGUAGAUUGAAGGACAACUUGUUUUAUGCACUGUGGGAAUAUUGCAAUGUUCCGUUCUCAGUUGGCACUGAAUAUGCUAAUUAUGCUUUUCAUUUAUUCACGUAUGAAAUAUGUAUGUAAGAUGGCAGCAUAGUGGCAGUUUCAAUGUCUUCUAAGUCCUUAAUGACGCCUUUUUCGAAAGUAGAGCAGAAUAUGCAAAAAGCAUAUUUUUUAUAGCUGGACAGCUUCCAAUAAGUUAGCUAAAUUUUUUCAACUAAAUUGGUAGUACAAAGCCUUGUAUGUAUAUCGGGUAAUAUUAUUUGUGAUAGUAUGUGCGUCGAUUGUUUCAUAAUUGUAAGAUAUUAAUGCAAGGUCAAGAAAUAAAGAAGCAAAACAAUUUACUGUUCACAGCCCACUGGGAAAAUACUGUUGUUAUGUAACGAUUUAAUAGUCUGAAGAGAUUGCAGGUAUCUUAUUAUAGAAAAAUUUAAUAUUAGGAAUGUUUUACAAUUCAACCUGAUACUUUUUCUGGUAGGUGUGUUGAUAUCUUAAUUUUAAACCUAGGUGUUAUAUGUCCAACUAAUAACAUUGUUGUAUGUAUUGUAAUUUUUACUGUACUACAAAUGUAUUGCUAUCUAUAUUAUUUGUAAGUUGUAAAUUCGGAGGUACUUUUAUGGUCCAAUCUCCUUCAAUGAAUAAUGUCGCACUGACACUGAACUAACACAAUGAAAGUACAUAUUCGAUAAAUUAUUUUUUAUAUGAUCUGUUCAUGCCUUUAUCAAGUUGAAGGCACAAAUAUACAAAGGUCUAAAUCAAAAAUUGUAGUUUUAAACAAAACGAAAAAAAACGUGGGAAAGACAGUCUUACCUCUUCGUAAUGCCUGUUUUUUUGAGGAGCGGAGGGAGGGGUACAUCGAUAUUUUUUAAUAAACAAAUGUGGAUUUAUUCGUAAAACAUGUAAAACGAGUCUCCUUCACUGGAAUAGGAGUAACUUAAAGUUGAGAUUUAACUUAGACCAUUAUUUCAUCUAUGCCUUCAACUUAUUGAACAUGUUCCAAGUUUUUCACGAUUUCAUUGAAUUGUUAUAAUAGAGAUUUUUUACAUAUAUGCCUCGUAUAUAUUUUCGCAUGGACAUUUCUCGU